Closterium sp. NIES-65 is the source of this 516-nucleotide messenger RNA. NCBI's taxonomy places the organism in Eukaryota, Viridiplantae, Streptophyta, Zygnematophyceae, Desmidiales, Closteriaceae. The record is from the annotation of a GenBank genome assembly.
AUGUUGGUGUCGGUAGCAUGGUCGUGCUAUGUAGUUGAGCAGGCCAAGGCGCGUCGGCGAGUGAGGGGGGAGAGCAGGCUCUUGGCAGGGGAGUCAGGAGUGGAAGAGGGUGACAUAGCAGUGGAGGGGGGUGACGUGGCGAGGUGGGAAGAGGUGGCAGCACAAGCCAAGGCCAUGGAGGUGACGCUCUCUGUGCAAAAGCGCUUCACCCCAGACCCCUCGCACGCCUCCUUCUUCACCUUUGGUGCCACCGUCUCAGAGGUACACCUGUGGAUGACGGUUGAGGGGGCGUUCGUGCAGGGGGAGGGCUUCUUCACCAUGGAAGAGGUGCUGGUGGACGAAGCUAUCGGGAAGCUACUGUCAUUCGACACCGUCUCCCUCCUGCAUGGGACAACCAACAAGCAAGGCGUGCUCUCCUCCAAAUCAUCUGGCGAGCCCCCGCUGCUUCUUGCUGUCUCCAACCACUCCGCCAUCCACCACGCCAUUGCCGCUGCUCGCCACCAGUUCGCCCAUUGA